Molecule: messenger RNA, 5775 nt
Organism: Ectocarpus sp. CCAP 1310/34
Lineage: Eukaryota; Phaeophyceae; Ectocarpales; Ectocarpaceae
Source: the annotation of a GenBank genome assembly
ACACUGCUGUCGCGCCUCGAGAACACAUGAUGACCGUUUCAUGCUACAACAUGCCCAGGGUACGUGCCGUCCGUACCAUCGCGAAGCCCCCAUUUUUUUCAACAUCAGGAAGAUCCAUUUUCUUGGAAUUUUUUGUUCCGUUGUCCGGCGAUUUGCCUGGCAAAUGCGUUGGCACGUUGGGCCGACAGUAACACAUCAUCAUCACCUACAUAGCUAUACUCCACCCUUUUCCACCGAGAGCUAGCAAGAGUACCUUCACCAUCUUUGGCGAACCGGCCUGGGAUAUCUGCCACAAGGCACGUGUUUAAAAGUUUCGUACCUCUCCCUCCAUUGUCGCCUCCACUGCUGCAAGUACAUGAGCAGCAGUGCUCUCUGUGUAAAAUCCAACAGCUACCUCCGCCGCGCUGGACAUUACCACCACCAGCGCAACAUGUCUGUCGUGAAGGUCGUUCCUGGAAAGGAGUCUGAUGCCAGCGGGAGUGGUGUUGAGGGUGAUUCGGAACAGGAUUCACCAGUGGGACUUCAAGUGGGGAGCGGUGAUGUCGAGCUCGCGCUGGGGCACCCGUCUCUGAAGCCGUCCCUGGAAUCGACGAGCCCUGCACCCGACACCAUCGAAGAAUUCAAAACACAGGGUGGAGAUUCGACUGUACACAGGGACGCACGGCCGACAGCUACGAUGACUCCCACGCGGGCCCGUGCCGGCCCUGUGGUGAACUUCACCCCUGGUCGCCCGCCAUCCUUCCACUUCAAGCAGCUCUUCGGACAAGCGGAGAGUAAUGACGAGAAAGAGUCAUCCGGUGUCUUCCCGACUCUGGCGGCGCGGUCCACACCCCCCCCUCGUCCGGUCCACAGCCCUCCUUCGGUGGCUCUCGCCUACACCUCUCCGUACUCAUCUCGCCGAGGGUCCAGGGAGAGGAGGAGGAUUGCUUCGCAGGAGUCGCUGUCGGCGGCCCUGCAAGCUGACGAGAGGGGAGCCGCCACUCCGAGAAGCUCUGCGGGCUACUCAACCGGUAAGUUUACCGACCUUGGGAUGGCUCCGGCUUCGACCGUUGCGUCCAUCGCUGCCAGCUUCCGGUCGGCGCCAGGCGGAGGAGCUCCGCUAGGGACGCCCACCUCUUCGCAACAAGCCGCUGCGAGAUUCUCGCCGUCUUCGGCGGCAGCAAUGCCGCCGCCCGCAGGCGAGCCGUCGGUGGUGUCGGCGAUCUCGGCGGUGCUGGAUGCCCCUGGAGAGCAGGGCAACGGCGGCGGCGACGGCGGAAGCGGUUUCCAAGUGGUGGCCAAUGGCGGUGUGACUCGGUCGGCGGCGGCAAGAUCAUCACCAUUAUCCACGGCAGACCCUUCCUCUGACCAACCACGAGGGGUGGAGACCGCGGCGGCGGUGACUCCCGCUGGUGGUGCCGACCAGCAGCAGCAACAAAAGGAGGGGACCACCACCACGAUGACGCCGUCCGCCCAGCAGGCCACAGCAGCGAAGGGCCAACCACUCCCCCCCGUCACCGAUGUUGGCAUAGGCGAAGAAGAACGACCCCAGCAGCAGCAAAAGCAACAGCAGCAGCAACAGCAGCAGCGCGUGCUUUCACCUGUUCCACCUUUUGAUCCAACAGUAGAUGAUGCUCCGUCACCAUCUUCCCCCCAGGCCCGAAGGAGCGUCAGCCUGAAGGCCGCCUCGGGGGUCGCGGGUACCCACGAGGGUGAGAGUGAUCGAGCGGCAACGGUUAGCGCCACCACCACAACAGCAGCGGCAGCGGCAGCCCAGAGGGCAGAGGGCGUUGAGGUUGUCAGCGUCGCUAUGUCUGACCGGGGCGCCGGCCAGAGAAAGAGGCGUGGAACUUUCGCCAAGGCGCUGUCGAGCAGUAUGUCUGCGGGUGACUUCCUGGGUCGUUUCCGCACCAAGAAAUCGUCGGCGACGCCCGCGGUAUCCCGUGGUGUCAACGGCAAUGCAACCGAUGCGGCAGCCAGCGGCAACAGGCGCUCAUCGCGCCCGAUUUUCCGCGACCGGGCGUCCACGAAGCGCAGGCUUUCUGCGCCCCCGCGUGCCGCCGCGGCGGCAGCAGCAGCAGGGGCGUCGACAAAGCAAGCCGCCGAUGUCAAACAUCAGCAGCACCAGCAGCACCUGCAGCAGCCUAAGGAGAAGGAAGACGGUGGUGCGGUGUCAUCAAAGCCGACCGCAUCAGCACCCCCCGCGGGCUCCGUGGCCACCUUCGGCGAUGAUAGCGGCGGUGGCGUGUCGGUGUCGGUGACGACCCGUGCUGCCGCGCCGGGCGGGGCGGAGGAAACGAAAUCGGAGGAGCCUGCGGAGCCGGUCGCGGACACUCCUAGAGCGGCGCCGGAGGAGGCCGUGGAGGAGGAGGCCGUGGAGUUGAAGGAGGAGACGAGGAAGGACGAAGUGAAGGAGGACGAGGAGGACAAGACUGGGGAAGAGAAGGAGGAGAAGAAGGUGGAAGAGGAGGAGGGGGAGGAGGAGCCCGAGGCGGUGGUGGCACGGACAAUGUCGCUCAAGGGGAUGCUGGAAUGCGGGCGUUCCCUGCGGAUGGAAGGCACCUUCCAAGGCGAUCUCAUCUCCACCGGCCGCGUGGUGGUGGCGCCUACGGGAAAGAUCAAGGGAGAUCUCAAGGGCCUCAAGUUCCUUCUCGUCGAGGGACAGGUUGUCGGAGACGUCGUGUGCGACGAGGUGAUGGUGGUUAACGAGGGCAAGGUGUUCGGAGACAUUUCCUCUGCCCGGGUCACCGUUGGGCCUCAGUCGACGAUACGGGGAAGACUCACCGUCGUCGAGGACAUGGACGAGCUCGCUCAACUGCUGUUGAGCGAAGAAGGCAAGCAAGAAGAAGCACCCAAGGAGGAGGAAGAACCACCCAAGAUGGAAGAAGAGAGCACCGCCGAGGAUUCCAGCGAAGUCGCUGCUUCUGCUGCUGCUGGUGAUGCUCCGGAGGACACAGCCGUGUCGGGAAAAGACGACGGCCUCGUCGAGGGCGCGAGUCGCGGCGUCACUACUUCUGAUGCCACUGGCACCGCUGCAGGCGAUGCUGACGCGGCCGCGGGUGAUGAUAAGGAGGCGGAGCCCGAGGCGGAGACGGAGUCGGACGAGGGUCAGGAGGAUCAGGAGUAUGCUGACAAGGAGGACGACUUGGAAGACGCGGCAGGCGUUGUUGCUAUUGCUACGGCCGACGCUGCCGGCAAGGCGGUGGAAGGGGGCGAGGUGGACACAGCUACGGCUGGCGUCGAGGAGGCCAUGGUCGUCUCGGUGAUGGAGCAGCACCCCAAGGACGGCGAGGGGGACGCUUGCACGCUGGUCACUCCGGAGGACUCCAAGGAAGACUUCGAGGACGCUAUGGAUGACCUGGCCGGGCUAAGCUUCGCGUGAGCGACAUCAACAGGAAAGUAUCACCGGCAUUUUUUUUGUGUCCUCUUGUGGUACAACCAGCCGUGACUAGUGGUAGGCGCUUCCCGUAGGGGCACGGGUGCGUUGUUGUCGUGCGGGGCGAGAGAGGUCCGGAGGGGGUGCGACCGACGUGCUGUUUCUGCCGGCUGUGGUUUGAAGAGUUGGGGCCUUUUGCAUGUCGAUCUGCAACAAGGCUUUCUACCUGCCCGGCACCCCCGUCCCCCCCCGUCCCCCCCAGCGUCGGAUAUUUUAGAGCACUUGUCGAAGUUUUGGUUUAUUCGCUCGUUGCGCUGGAAUCUGUUUGCAGGACGUUAUUUUUUACACGGGUAUCGCGGGUGAUUAAGGCAACACGGUGACCAAAUCUGUUGUACGCACCGUGCCAGACGUAAGGCGGGGAUGUCGUCCCCCGCCGCAGUAAUAGUUCGUUUCAGAACCACAUGUGUUGUUGUAUUGGCUUUCGUCAGACCCUGUAGUAGUAAAUAGUGUACAGAGUUGGAGUGUGUAAAGCACACCCAACUCGAUGUAACAACAUUUUUUCCGGGAGUUUGCGUGCGAUGCUGAAUCUCUAUGCUACUCCCAUAGAAGAAAGAUAUCUCCCCCCACCAUCCCAAGGGUUUUCGUAUGGCAAUUCGAGGCGUGUGUUCCGAUUGAGCGUAUCGCGAGCCCCUUGUGAGGGUAAGGUCGUUGGGAUAGAGAUUACUCAGGUUGUUGCGGUAGGCAGUAUUUGAAUCGUCGUUUGGUAAAGAGAUUUGUUGGCCCUUGGUCGUUGUUUGUUGGGAUGCUGUACGGUAGUAGAUGGGCAGUUGGCUAUCGGGUAGGAGGGUGCCCGUCCCUGAUCAGUGUCCAGCCUGGUAUGUACACGAACAUGCUACCUAUAGCGUUUUCGUUGUUUCUUCUGUUUGUUGUCGGGAGUUUGGUGGGCGUUUGUUAAUCCUGGUGCCUUUUGAGAGCGCGGCGAGAGUUCAUCAGGCCGGGAGUUUUCCCUGCAUCAAUGCAGGUUGUGUUGUCCUGCUGCUGAGACAGCAGUAACUUGAUGUCUUAGCAGUCACUUGCAGCGAUGUUUGUUCUUGCCGCCUCUGAGGGCGGGAGGGAUUUUGACUGCUGGUCAGGGAGGGUUGUAGGCGUGGUUGCAGAGAGUUUUCGAUGUUUCCGAAGGGAGAUGCAUGUUACUUGACUUGCCUUGUCUGCGUUGCUUGUUUAUAGUUUCGGCCGCUCCUGUCUUCCGUCUUGUGUUGUAUCAGUCAGUCGGGACGUAGUUUUUGUGCCUCCCGAUUGUAGACUAAAGUAGGUGAUGGUGGGUGCUUGCAUAAGAAAACGCACGGUAGGUGCGAUGAUUCGCAAAAGUCGAUGUGUUUGUGUUUGCGAUACGCGUGCUUCCUUGGGCAUGUUUAUAUAUAACUGUGUCAAAAGAAGUUCGAAUCUUUCGGCAGUACGAAAGGGACGGGGUAAGAAGCUUAGACAAAAUUGUCCCGACGAAGUCACCGCCGCCGUCUUGCUGUUUUUCCUGAUGUCUUGGUCCUCGUGUCGUUGUCGAUCAGCGUGUGGGGUUUUUCUUGUCUCCUCUGUCUCUGUCUUCGUCUGUUGUCCGUAGAUCAACAUACAUAGGCAGGCGUUUCCCUCGUUGCGCUCUGUACCAUGGUAUUGUCCCGCAGAGUGAAAAUGUUGUCGUGAUGUGCACCCUAGUUGGAGUUUGGCUUGCUCGUCCGCUUGCUUGUUGUCGUUGUUUCUUUCAUUCGGUCGUUUUUUCUCCUCAGCACAAGAUGAUCAUGUUUGCCGUGUAAAGUACGCCAGAUACACCCUUGAUUAGUGUGGAGGAGCGCCUGCAGUGCUACACGAAAGGCGAGCAAACGCUGUUUGUUGUGUGGGGCUCUUAGGGUUAGGGGUGGUCAUGUAUGUUCGAGUUGUUCUCGAGGCCCGAUCCGAUUACAACCGUUUCGUCGCGAUACGACGUUCUCGGUCCUUUUUCCCCGCCGUCGCUCUCGAUCGCGAGAUGGCACCGAGCGCGUGUCGAAGUAUAGACUACGAUACGAGCGGGUGCGUUGCAAUGACGUGACGGGGAGGUUGUUCGGAGGGAGAAACAGGAGCUGUAGGAUCAUAGUUUGGUAAUUGUAGAUGAAAUUGGUAGUUGAGCGCCCGCGUGCUGAUAAAUCGAUCGGUUCGUACGUAAAUCUGUGUUCCGUGGCCCAAUUUUGUGCAACAAGAACAACAGCAGCACAUCUGAGGGAAGAUCGAUGCUGUGUUUUGUGAACGCGGUGUACUAGUAAAGGCCAUGAUGAGCUUAAUCUGGUCGACGCCUUGUCCCCGUACGGGUGUUGCCAUGUGCAGUGGUCGAACUCCCGGCGUACUAGCUCGUUCUUCGGUUUUCCACAAGGCUUUUUGAAGGUGCCCCAAGCUAU